Messenger RNA from Gasterosteus aculeatus aculeatus (three-spined stickleback), 1698 nucleotides. NCBI's taxonomy places the organism in Eukaryota, Metazoa, Chordata, Actinopteri, Perciformes, Gasterosteidae. The record is from RefSeq and is a predicted model, not a curated record.
ACUUUUCCCCCAAGUCUGCUGCUGGUUAGCAUGAAAUGCCAGUGACACAUAAAAUACAGAAGUAUAGUUUGGACACGUUUUCUCAUUCAGACACUCAAAAAAAGUGUCGAAACUUUUGACUGGAAAUCCACGUGGCUGACUUGUUCAGUCCUGUUGUGUGACCUGGCAACCAGUUUGUGUUUCUGAUUACAUACUCUUCAACCAUUACACACUCAAAAUAAAAUAUUUGCAUAACUACUAUUCAUAACUAUACAUAAGCACAUGUCCACUUUUUGAUAAUUAAUUUAAUCUGUUAACGAACAGGCGGCGUCACGUGAUAAAGAACUGGUAUACUUUAUAUAGACAAGACUAAACAAAAAUGUUGAUUUUUUUUAUUAUCAUUCCAAACAUUAUCUCGUUUAAAUGUUUUCAUUUCAGUGGACAUAAUGAAAGUGUUUAACACCCCAAAGCAGCACAAACAAUGUAUUUAACGUUUUUUUAACCAUGAACCCCCCGCGGAACAGAUGGUACAGUCCGAAGGUUGGUACAGUCCGUUUCCUGCACUCGGUUGCUAGGAGGCGGAGAACGCUAGAAUACAACGCAAGGAGAAGCUCUGGGUCACACGGCUCUGCUACGACACGUGAUAGUUCCUCGGGUUUUUUGGGGAAAGGGGGCAAAGCGACCAACGCGGAUCUAAUAGAGCAUUUUAAGUUCGUGUUCCCGGGGGAGUCGCAGGAGAGAGCUGCUGUCCGUAAGACUUUUAAAAACUACGUGGACCACGUUGCUUUCGUAAAGACUGAGGGCGAAGUCAAAUAUGUCUGCCUGAAGAAAAGAUUCCGCGGUUCAGAGAGGCUCGAUCCGGAGGACCUCCUUCCCCGUUAUCCGCACGCUUCAGACGGCAGGAGUGACGCGGCAGAGGGAUCUUCGUUCAACAUGCCGGGGCCUGUGCAAACCGGUACUACAGGACCAGUUCCCACAGGUGGUGUGGGACUCAAACCCGGAGACAGGCUGGUGGAGGCCGAGGCGCUCUCCCCAGAAGUCCUGGAAGAAGGAGAACACGGUAACGUGGUGGCCAGGAGCAGAGCUCCCUCCAGACAGCUGGAGUCUGAUGAUGAUGAGGAGGAGGAGGAUGGCGAUGAAGGGCAGUCGGACACAUGUAGCCUCUCUGGGAGCGAAGGACUCUGCAGCCCCAAAGGCAGCCGUAAACACUUCAUGGAGGCCAUGAUGAACAGGUCCCCCCAGCCGAGGAGGAGCACGGUGACCAAAGGCUCGGUGUACUUGUCAUCCAGGACCGACAGCGACUCGGCCUCCCUGGUCUCCUCCUGCCCGGACGACAGGACCCCGGUGGCUCUGGACCCGCUGGAACACGAGUGGAUGAUGUGUGCCUUGGACGGGGAGUGGGGCAGCAUGCACCCCCUCCUCACCACGGAGCCCAGUCUGAUCCUGAGGAAGGACUUCGUCACCGGGUUCACCUGCUUGCACUGGGCGGCCAAGCGAGGCAACCCCGAGCUGAUGGCGCUGAUCUUCAAUUUUGCCAAACAGAACACACUCCCGGUCAGCGUGGACGCUCGGUCCAACGCCGGUUACACGCCUCUGCACGUCGCUGCCAUGCACAACCACAUGGAGGUGGUGAAGCUCCUGGUGCGGGCCCUAAGCGCAAAGUUGGAGGUCACAGACUACGGCGCGAGGAAGGCCUGGCCGAUCGCCCUGAACGUGUGA